AUGAAAAGGCCUCUUCAAUAUAUUCCCUCCCAUCUUUUUGAACAAAGGUGCAUCUGUGAUCCUGGAUGGCAGAAACGGAAUGGUCCGAAGAGCCCUUGCAAUAUAGAUGUAAACGAGUGCCUGCAAUCUGAGGUUUGCGAGAAGACCCAAAUGUGCAUAAAUACGAAAGGAAGCUAUAUAUGUGAGUCCCAACCCUCAUGGACUAGAAAUAACAGUGUCACCGACAACAGUUUGCACGGAAGUUGUGACAAUUGCAGUCAAUGUAUGAGGACACAUUGCAAAUGCCCGGAAUCCGUGACCUGCCCAACCUGCCCAACCAGUGCUGAAAUCGUAACGCACUCUAAUAAGGAUAGUGUGGGAAACUAUAUAUGUGAGUCCCACCCCUCGUGGACUGGAAAUAACAGUGUCACCGACAAUAAGGAUAUUUUGGCAGUGUUACCGGACCGAAUACUCGUGUACGUUCUGUUUGGCCUGCUGUGCCUCAUGCUGUUGAUUAUCAUUCUGCUAUCGUGCCAAUUGUGUCAUCGUACGAGAGAGAGAUCUAGAAAGCGUAAUUUUAAGGCCCCCGAACAGUUGCGGACUAGUUUCGGGUGCGUUCAAUACUUUAUUUGA
This is a messenger RNA of Dreissena polymorpha, 612 nucleotides long. Its product is annotated as protein kinase C-binding protein NELL2-like. NCBI's taxonomy places the organism in Eukaryota, Metazoa, Mollusca, Bivalvia, Myida, Dreissenidae. The coding region runs from base 1 to 612 and encodes 203 amino acids. Gene Ontology annotation, molecular function: calcium ion binding. The record is from RefSeq and is a predicted model, not a curated record. The transcript has 5 exons.